This is a messenger RNA of Symbiodinium sp. CCMP2456, 2094 nucleotides long. The record is from the annotation of a GenBank genome assembly. NCBI's taxonomy places the organism in Eukaryota, Dinophyceae, Suessiales, Symbiodiniaceae.
AUGGCGUCCUCGGACCCUCCUGCUCUUUGGGACCUGGGGGGUGGGCCCGAGCCCCACAAGUACGGGAGCUCGGCCGCACAGCGUGAGGCUCUGCCGAAAGAGGUGGACUCGCCCUUGCAACUGGCCGACGAAGUGGUGGAAGCAUCUUCUGAAGAUGCCAAAGGCCGAGAGGAUGUGGGCUUGUGUUUACAAGCGGCUCAGGGAGUGCUGGAUGCCCCUGCAGUGCAUCCCGAGGCAAAAAUCAGAGACGAGGUGGGCUCGGAAUUGUUGGACGCCUCUGUGGUGUCUCUCCAAACCGAAGAGGACCCAGGCCUAGAGAAUCACAAAGAGCAUGGCACGGCAGGUCCCGAACCGGAUCAUGCGGCAGAGGAGGUUGUGGCCUUGGCCUCGUGUGCAGCCGGUCUGCCGGACCCAGUUCCGGAUGUGUCGAAUGUAUCCCCGCAAAACUCUGAUGACAAGGAUUGCACUGAAAGGCUCCAGACCGGAGUCCGCAGGUUCUACAAGGAUUGCACUGAAAGGCUCCAGACCGGAGUCCGCAGGUUCUGGCCACAUGCUAGGGCUGCCGGCAUGACACUCCUUUCCACAUUUCUCUCCCUCACCUUCGUGGUUACAAUUACGAACAUCGAUCCGGAAAGCUAUCAGCCCUGCAACGACCAGUCUGCAGCAGGCUGCGUUUAUCAGAAGAUCUUUCCUGCUGGCAACAUUACCUCAACACGUGGCUACUUUGCCAGUGUGCAGAAUGGCCACGAGGACAUCAUUCGCAUGGCAAUUGCUGAGCCGUUCGCAGACACUCCCAGUUGGUGGAUUUUCUUCGUGGACCUCCGAGCUACUACGGCAUACACAACCGCGAUUGGCACGGACGACUCCUAUCAGCCACCUGCGCUAUGCCCCAACAUAUCGGCUGAUGCAAUGCGACGGCUUUGCACUCAUGUCGAGGUGAAGGAAGGAGUCCAGAAUCACCUUCUUGGCAGUGGCCGGGAUUGGUUCCUGGGGUUUGCGAUGCUGUGGUGUGUGCUGAGAAUUCUUCACGAUUGGCUAGUCAUCGAGAAUCAGAGGCAGUCUGCAGCGUACACGGCCUUUCUGUCACUCCUCGCCCGAGGGUGUGCUGCGUCGACCGCUGCAUACUGGGCCUUUGGCAGCACCUCCGUCUUUCUUUCCCCCAUCGAGAAUGAAGAUUGCGCAUGCUUUUACCAAAUGCCGGCUGUACAGGCCUUGCUUACUCUAGUAACGCCCGUGCACAUGCUGAAGGGCAGUUUCGAAGAACUCUUGGAUUGGCUGCGUGGUGUCAUAUUCGGGGACUACCUACAUUUCCAGCCCCACAGGAUUCCACACCACGUUGAGCAGUCUUGUGGCUCUUGGAUGUCCGGCCACCUGAUGGUAUGGAGGAGGGAUGCUAUCGAGCCUCAGGCCCGCAUGCGUCCGCAGGUGUACUCGUGCCUAUCACUAGCCUUUAUUGUGCUCGUCGUCUUGUGGGAGCUCGCAAGUUUCCUCUUGAUCGCACCGCUUGCACCAGCCACUCUUGUCAGAGCAGAGGAGGUCGUUCAGAAGUUCUUGAGCUCGUACUCUUCUGGUUGGACGCAUAUGUUCUACACUAUGCUGGACUGGAUGAUUUAUUCCACAGCCUGGAGCUCCCUGCUGCCAGCAGCCUUGUUCGCGUAUCUGAUUUGGGAUCUGCCCGGCUUGAAGAAAAGCGCCAUUAGCGCAACCUUUGGAUGCGCCUGCGCAACCUUUGGAUGCGCCUGUCUUUGCAUCUUCGUUAUGUCUCUGGGUUCCCCUUCAAAGAGCCUUUCACAACGUGAAGCCACUGUGUUGCGUGCUGAGCUGCGAGCAGUUGGGCAGUAUGUGGGAGCGGCAUUCCUGUCACUCUUUACGGUCGUCGGUGCAUCUCUUGACAGCGUCAGAACCAUUCUGGUGCUUGGUGGGAUGGGCAGCAUGACAAGUCCCGGUGCCUAUCUCAAGUUUUGUCACAAGCACCCUUUGCUGCUCCAAGUUUAUCCCGACAUGAAGGAGCUGAAGAAGGUUGCCAGGAAGCGCCUGGCUGCAAGAAGCCUGCACGGAUUGCCAGACAUGCAUAGAAUAAGGUUGAACGAUUGA